UAUUGCUAGAAUCUUAUCAUAUCAUCAUAUAUAUAACAUUAUCGCUUCACACCACUCCAAAAUAAACCCACAAAAAAAAUGAAGACUCUCACAAUCUUUCUCCUCAUACUCUCCCUUGUUGUACCCUACAUUGUUUUCAUGUCUCUCAAACAGCCCAACUACCUCUCCGGCAGAAGAUACGAUGUUUAUGUCAUCAAUGGCUUCAAGAACAACUCAUCACUGCCUCUGGUAAUCUGGUGUGCAUCCGGGGAAGACGAUAUGGGAGGCCGAGCUCUCCAGGAGGGUGAUGACUUCAGUUGGAGCUUGAAGACUAAGCUUUGGGGAACCACUCUCUUCAGUUGCACCAUGAAAUGGGACAGACUGAGGAAGAGGUUCAGUGCCUUUCAAGUUCAACGUGAUAGCCAUAGGUGUGCACCCCUGAGGAAGUGUUUUUGGUUGGUGAAAGAAGAUGGGUUUUAUUUUAGCAAUGAUGGACUUAAUUAUAAGAAAGAUUUUUCUUGGUUUUCAUAAUACUAAAAUGUGUUUUGGGUAGAGAAAAGUUAGGAAUCAUGAAUACUUUUUUAUGAAAAUGAUCAUGAAAAAGUUAUGAUCAUUGGAUUACCUUGAUUAGUGUGUAGUGCUUUAUUCUAAAUGUAAUUCAAGGGUCACA
Molecule: messenger RNA, 649 nt
Organism: Camellia sinensis
Lineage: Eukaryota; Viridiplantae; Streptophyta; Magnoliopsida; Ericales; Theaceae
Source: RefSeq, a predicted model, not a curated record